AGGGGAUUCUGGGCGUGGUAGUUUUAUAUGUCACCACCUGGUGCUACUGGGUUGGCUCAGCUAGAGGGAAGCAGGACUACAAGACCCACCAGGCAGCGCGGCUGACAGUCCUGGCUGGUGCAAUCUCUUAUCUCCACAGGCGGUAGCGGGAAAAAGAGGGUCUUGGAGGGGCGGGCUUGCAGUUGGGGGUGUCUCGGGUCUUUGGCCGGAUGGGAUUUCCCCGGACUUUGCUCCUCUGCAGAGAAUACAGAUUGCGACUGCGAGGACCUAAUCCUUACAGUGCUGGGAGUCGUCUUCCUCAUUGGGCGAGAGCAUAACUGCUCUUUCUUGUAAAGACCCAACUCUGCCCUCUUUCCGUCAAGUUGCUUGGAAGCUUGGAGGAGGAAAAAAAGAACCUUGCCAAGCAUGCACUUGUACUCGGGCAACGUUGAUUUUAUUUUAAUUUAAAUUUUUGCUCGUGAGGUCUUACUGCAUCUCUGUUGCGAAAUAACAGGGGUUGUUUUUGGGGGGGUUUUGUUGUUUUUUAAGAGGUGGAUGUGAUUGCUUUCCCCACCACCUCUGGAAUUUGCACCCUCCAAGGGGGAGCAUGCAUCGCCUCUCGGGACUCGCGAAAGAAGCCGCUCGCCCGAGCAGCAAGAAUGAACGGACAGAGGCGGCCGUGCGCUUCGUCUCCUCGCUCGUGGCCGGCAACAAGCAGCCGAGAUCGGCCGCCCGGCCCCGCCGGCCGCCGGGGAAAGACUGGAGCAGCGCUGCCAAGGCCUCUGCGAUCCCGAUCAAGGAGAAGCAGACCCGGGAAAAGAUCCUCACGCUGGAAUCCAUGAACCCCCAGGUCAAAGCGGUGGAGUACGCCGUGCGGGGGCCCAUCGUCUUGAAAGCGGGCGAGAUCGAGAACGAACUGCGGAAGGGGAUCAAAAAGCCUUUCACGGAGGUCAUCAAGGCCAACAUUGGGGACGCACACGCCAUGGGUCAACAGCCCAUCACCUUCCUUCGUCAGGUAGUUGCACUUUGUACGUACCCAAACCUGUUGGACAGCCCAAGCUUCCCAGAGGACUCUAAGAAGAGAGCGAGACGGAUCUUGCAGGGUUGCGGAGGGAACAGCUUAGGUUCCUACAGUGCCAGCCAAGGGGUGAACUGUAUCCGUGAAGAUGUUGCAGCCUACAUUGAGCGACGGGAUGGAGGCGUUCCUGCAGAUCCAGAGAACAUAUACCUGACAACGGGAGCUAGCGACGGUAUUGCUACUAUUCUAAAGAUCCUUGUCUCAGGGGGCGGAAGAUCCCGAACUGGAGUGAUGAUCCCAAUCCCCCAGUAUCCCUUGUAUUCAGCUGCUAUCUCGGAAUUGGAUGCCAUUCAGAUCAACUAUUACCUUGACGAAGAGAACUGUUGGGCCCUAGACGUCAAUGAACUACGCCGCUCCUUGAAUGAAGCCAAAACAUACUGCAAUCCAAAGGUCCUCUGCAUCAUCAACCCUGGAAAUCCCACAGGUCAGGUUCAAAACAGAAAAUGCAUUGAAGAUGUGAUCCACUUUGCCUGGGAAGAGAAGUUGUUCCUUCUAGCUGAUGAGGUUUAUCAAGAUAAUGUCUACUCGGAAAGCUGUCAGUUUCACUCCUUCAAAAAGAUCCUUUAUGAGAUGGGACCAGAUUACUGUAACAAUGUGGAGCUUGCUUCUUUUCAUUCUACCUCUAAAGGAUACAUGGGCGAGUGUGGCUACAGAGGCGGCUACAUGGAGGUGAUUAACUUGCACCCAGAUAUUAAAGGGCAACUUGUGAAGCUUCUGUCAGUCCGUCUGUGUCCGCCGGUCUCAGGUCAAGCAGCCAUGGAUAUUGUCGUGAAUCCUCCUGUACCUGGGGAGGAAUCAUAUGCACAGUUCAUCAAGGAAAAGGAGUCUGUCUUGAACAACCUCGCCAAAAAAGCCAAACUGACAGAAGACAUGUUCAAUCAAGUACCAGGGAUCCACUGCAACCCUCUUCAAGGGGCUAUGUAUGCUUUUCCACGAAUCUUCAUCCCUUCCAAGGCCAUCGAGGCAGCAAAGGUUCAUAAAAUGGCUCCCGACAUGUUCUACUGUAUGAAACUUCUGGAGGAAACAGGGAUCUGUGUUGUUCCUGGAAGUGGCUUUGGCCAAAGAGAAGGCACUUACCACUUUAGGAUGACCAUUCUCCCUCCGGUAGAGAAGCUAAAGAUCUUGCUGGAGAAAGUGAAAGACUUCCACAUAAAGUUUCUCAAAGAGUACUCUUAAGCAAAAUUAAGACUCUCUUCUACUCUUGCUCUCUCUUUCCAGAGUAAAUCUGGGAAAUCCAAACAAAGCUGUGAGGGGGAAAUGUUCUUUGUCUUCUUUUAAUCAAUCAAAUCCACACUAGAACGGCUAGAGCCCAGCUAUGAAAUUUGCGUACCUCCAGCCUGAGUGUGUACUGUUGCUUUAAUUUCAUGGAAAGAAAUGGAAAUAAGGGCAAGAAUUGGGGGGGGGGGGAGAGUGCAAUUGUGUGCCUUGACUCAAUUUUUAUUUCUUAGCUUGUGUGGCUGGCUGGCCUGAUGAAAAAAAAAAGAUAGGGAAAUUCUUGGUGAGAAUUAUUGGAACUAUUACUAUUUCAAAACCCUACAAAAUUUACCUUUGGUCUUAAAUAUAAAAGCAAAAUUUAACUAAGCUGGCAAUUGAGUGUCAAUAAACACCCUUCGAUAGAUUAAAAAAAUUCCCUUACUCUGUGUACUUUAACAAGGCAUCCCCUUCUAUCUUCCAUAUUUUAAAAGCUGCAUGCUUCCAGUAAAUUGGGUAGAAUAUGGUUUGUGUAAACUGUUGUGCGGUUCUCCUUGGCCUAAGCAAGGCUGCAACAGAUACAUUUUGUGGUAGAUGUCCUGUUCAGACUCAUCAUUUGAGCACUAUGCCAUGCUGUGAGCAUUAGGUAUGUCGUCCCUUUCUGUUUCAGGAUUUAAGAAAUGCCCCAAAUUUAUUCUCUGAGAACCCAGUGAAUCCAGACUAGACUGCCCCGGCAUGUGAACUGAUGCCAGUCAUGGUCUUUGUAUGGAAAAGAAUCAUAAGUAUGAGCUAAAUAAAUAAAAUUGAGAGCCUAUAAGAGGGAGGCGUGGAACUGAUAUAAUCAGGACACAGAACUAUCCUCCUUUCAUUUGGCUAGGUGCUGCUUUAGAAUAUUGAGUAAAUUAGCUAAGCAAAGGAGACGCUUCUCAGCUAUAAAUCGGAAUGCGCCUCAGCAUGGUAGGAAAUAAAUACAAGAUGCCGAUACCAGAAGGAGCAAUUUCCUAUGUGCGAAAUGAUCUGCCAAUUUUGUUCAACAACGUACGCUGCAAGAAAAGCAUAUUUUGAUCACUGACCUAUAAUAAUAAGGUCCAACGUUGAAGGAACGUGGAAACGUCACAGUGAGAAAGGGUCCAAUCUGGUAGUAUAAUCUUGCCUAAAUAUUCAGCCUCCUCUCAGGGCUGCUAUUUCAACCUGAACAGGCAACUGGAAGUUCUGUGAAAAUCGCUAUCCCAUGGCUGUUUCUUUUGUUUCUAGCUUCAGAAAGACAGAUUUUCUCCAAGGUAUGUCACAUGGGCUGAGUUUCUCUUCUAAGAAGUAGAAGUGAAAACGAGAGGGCAAGAUGGCCAGUAGGCUAUUUAGCAUGGCUAACCAGAGUGGAGUGGACUGCCUGACUGCUAUUAUUGCCCAGGUUCAUGACACUUUGCUCUCCUACAGUAGAUCUAAGAGUUUUCCGUGUUGGUCCAACUGGGCUUCAUUUUACGAUACAGUGUGAAAGUACCAUUUCCUCCCCCAUUACUCCAUCUCAGUCUUGAACAUAAAUAGGGGUGCCAAUUUCAAUAUUGGGGGAGCAGGUAAGCCCUGCCGCACAUAAUCACAUGAUGCAGCGCAUGCACAUCGUUUGAAUGGCAAUGCCUAGCAACUUGUGGGGUGGGCUGGCCCCCUCAAAUAUUUUAUUGUGGGGGAGCAAAGGCCCCUCAGCCCCUAGGAGUUGGCUCCUGUGUACAUAAACCUGGCUUAACUUUUUGGGGGGCUGCUGCUGUUGCUGACCCAAGUUUCCAGAAUGGUCCAAGUGAACAAAGCAAUUACGACUGCAGAUUACCCUGCGUACUUGACUAUAUUGCUGAGUUGAAUUCCAAAGGGGCAAACAAAUGUAUCUUACGGGUGGUGUUAAUUCUAAAUGGACACAUUGCCAUCCGAGAACAGCAGAAACGUCCUUUUUGCAUUUUUGUCCCCUUAAACCUACCAUUUUACUGACAAGGAUGGGGAUAUCGGAAUGCUGAAUGAACAGAACACUCAGCUUGCUGGAGCAACUGCUUGGCACGGUUUCCUAAGCAUUGAUUACGUGAACUACUGAAAACUAACAUGUUUCACUCUUGGAACACUGCAGUUUAAACAAAAAACAAAGGAAUUGCACUUUCCCUCCCUGAAAUCUGGCUUCGGGCUCUCUGCUUGGGAAGGGCCGUCAUUGAACAUACAGUGCAAGAGAAUUCUGUGCGCUACUCGUGAUUACUAUAUAUUUUUAUAUACUUUUGUAAGUUUUAUUCCCCCAUUGGGUUUGGGAAGGGUGGGAGGGGAGGGGAGUAUUUGUAGUCUUAACAAGCCAGUGGGUUUUCUAUUUACCUUGUGUUUACACCCAGUGUCCCUGAAAACGAUGCAAGGUUUACAUGUUUCUAAAUAACUCUUUUUGCAGGGAUGUUUUAAAAGCUUUGCUUUUUCCUCCCACACCUGUUGUUUUCUGCCUUUUUAAAAAUGGGAGCAGGAAUCCUUAGAGGUUUAGUUAUUAAAUCAAGGAUGCUGACCUACCUUCCUUUGUGUUUUCUAAACACUGUUACGGUGCCUUUUGAUUUCUGGUACGCCGAGGGAGAAUGAAUGGGUUUGUUGUUGUUUUUUCCUGCAUCUUUUGAGAAAUGGUACGAUCCUUCCACAUUGAUUUGACACAUUUGUAAGUACUGUGAUGAGCUGCUAAAUUUUAACUUGGUUGUCCUGGAGGCAAGGCGGUCAUCCCUGGAAUCUAUUCCAGAGUGGACCUCAGUGGAUGCAAUUCCCAAAUAAACGGUUUCGAGAUUGCAGAUGGAGAAUGUUACUACACUGAAUUUUUGUUCUCUCUUUUUAAAAAAUGUACGUCCUUAAUGAGUAAGGCAAUAUCUAAACAUUGUGAUGCAUGCUCGUAGGUUCACAUUUCCUACAGGUGCUCCUCAUGCUGUUCUUGGGAUGACUUUUUAAACGUACCUACAACUUCGAAAAAUUAAAUAAAAGAAUGGUUGGAAACUC
Messenger RNA from Podarcis muralis (Common wall lizard), 5239 nucleotides. It is a transcript of the gene GPT2, whose product is annotated as glutamic--pyruvic transaminase 2. Gene Ontology annotation, molecular function: pyridoxal phosphate binding; transaminase activity. The record is from RefSeq and is a predicted model, not a curated record. NCBI's taxonomy places the organism in Eukaryota, Metazoa, Chordata, Lepidosauria, Squamata, Lacertidae. Gene Ontology annotation, biological process: biosynthetic process.